This is a messenger RNA of Meloidogyne enterolobii, 1323 nucleotides long. The record is from the annotation of a GenBank genome assembly. NCBI's taxonomy places the organism in Eukaryota, Metazoa, Nematoda, Chromadorea, Rhabditida, Meloidogynidae.
AUGAAAAAUGCUCCAAAGACAGUACUAAACCACGUCCGCUAUGUUGGAGGGGGUGCUGGUUUCAGCAUUCCUUCUUCUGGAACUGCAGCAAAACCCCAAGGCGGGAAUACUGGAGGAAUUGGACUUGGUAAAUUUGGAAGUGGGAAUAAAGUAGGGUUGGGAGCAUUACAAGAAAGAAAUCGUCUAUUUGGAGAGGGAGGAGAGGAAGAAACUGGAGGAGGAGGAGAAGUUCGAGGAAGGAUGGGAAGUACUAUCAGUGGAGAAACACAGCUAAUCAAGUCUCAUGUACCUUCAUACAACCCUCAAUCCCCAUCGAAUCUUGGUAACAACAAUUUUAUCACAACAACGUCACACAACACACAAAAUAAAGCGGGACCUUAUGAUGAUGAGACUAAUUCGUUUCGCUCUUCAAAGCUUAAAGAUCAAGUGAUACCUCAACAUCACGACGAUAUACCUCCAGCAAUUAAAGGACAUUUCAAACAACAUCAAACACUCAGCAAUAAACCCUCCCAUAUGAACCUCUUUUCCGACUUGGCAGAAACAAAAUUUGGAUCUGAACGUUUAGGAGAGGAAGGAGGAGGAACAAACAAAUUAUCUCGUCCAUUACACCCAACACUUUUAAGAAAUAAAUUUCCAAAUAAUCAACACAAACAUUCAUUUCCUCAUUCAUUACCCCAUGUUGGGCAUUCAUUAGUGCCUGUAGCAGCAGCACAAAGCAUUAUUGUUGUGAAUAAAAAAAGUGGGUUGCCAGACAGGAGUACGGCGAAGUGUGGACGUAAAUGUAACCCUGAGCAGUUGCCUCCAAGUGAGGCACAACGUCUCGCACGUAUGCGACAUCUGAGAACAAGAAGUCAACCAUAUCUCUAUGCCUAUAUGAAUCCCCCAGCUAACGAAGUAGCAAAGGCUAAUGCAAAAAUAAAAAGAAGGGAUUCAAGGUCAACAAAACCCUCAAGACAUCAAAUAAAUAUUAAAAAACUAACAAAGGAAAAUGAAAUUGGGGAAGGCUAUGACACUCUAAAAUUAAAGAGAAGCAAUGCAAUGUCACCACAAAAACGUGCCAGAGCAAGCCCUAUACGUCGAGUGAUAGGUAAAAAGCAAAGAAUUGUACCUCUACAUUCUGGAGGUUAUGACGGUGAUGGUGAGGGAUUUCUUCAGUUAUUUUUUAAAUUUUCUAUUCUUUUAGUACCUAAAUUUAGAAUAAGAGUAGAUGAUAAUACAAGUAUUGGUAAAAAUCAGAAAAAGAAUAUUCGGCUAACAAAUAAGGAAAGAAUGAGAAAAUAUGUGAAGAAGAAGAAAACGUUAAAUAAUACUAGCUUUUAUUAA